Empidonax traillii (willow flycatcher) is the source of this 904-nucleotide messenger RNA. RefSeq names its product post-GPI attachment to proteins 2 (gene PGAP2). Lineage: Eukaryota; Metazoa; Chordata; Aves; Passeriformes; Tyrannidae. The coding region runs from base 11 to 775 and encodes 254 amino acids. The record is from RefSeq and is a predicted model, not a curated record. Gene Ontology annotation, biological process: GPI anchor biosynthetic process. Gene Ontology annotation, cellular component: Golgi membrane; endoplasmic reticulum membrane. The transcript is spliced from 5 exons.
GUUCCCCAAGAUGCUGCAGGUGCCGCUGCCGCUGGACCGGGAUGGGAUCCUGUUCCGGCUGCGUUUCACCACGCUGGCCCUGGGCACCGUGUUCUGCCCCCUCUUUGGGUUCCUCUUCUGCGUGAUCUGGUCCCUCCUCUUCCACUUCCAUGAGACGACUGCAACCCACUGCGGGGUGCCCAACUACCUGCCGUCCAUCAGCGCGGCCAUCGGGGGCGAGACCCCGCAGCGCUACGUGUGGCGCCUGUGCAUCGGGCUGCACUCGGCCCCCCGCUUCCUCGUGGCCGUGGCCUACUGGAACCACUACCAGAGCUGCCACUGCUCCCACCCCCGCUACCUGCGCCUGUGCCACUGCACCCUGCUGCUCAACCUGCUGGAGAACGUCGCCCUGCUCGUCCUCACCUACGUGUCCUCCUCCGAGAACUAUGCAAUCCAUGAAAAUGCCUUCAUUGUGUUCAUCUCGUCGGCCCUGGGCCACAUGCUGCUCACCUGCAUCCUCUGGAGAAUGACUAAGAAACACACAGUAAGUCCCGAGGAGCGCAAGUCGUACAAGUGGAAGCAGCUGCUCUUCUUCUUCACCUUCAUCACGUUCGCGUUCGCCGUGUGUGUGUAUUUCCACCACAACUGGUACUGCGGGCCCGGAGUGUACACCGUCUUCGCCUUCCUGGAGUACCUGGUUGUCCUCUCCAACAUGGCCUUCCACAUGACUGCCUUCUGGGACUUCGGCAACAAGGAGCUGGUGGUGAGCUCGCUGCUGGAGGACAAGCACUUCUAGCCAGCCCUGCUGCUGGGAACUGCUCUUCCUGGGGGAGGCAGAGAGCCCCUUCCCUCUCCUGCUGGGGCAGGGUGUUUGCUGUGGAGCCGCUGCAAGGCUCCUCCCGGGAUCAUGGGCCCCCCAGGGAUC